This is a messenger RNA of Penicillium verrucosum, 1995 nucleotides long. RefSeq names its product putative U1 snRNP complex component Yhc1. Gene Ontology annotation, cellular component: U1 snRNP; nucleus. Bases 1 to 1995 code for a protein of 664 amino acids. Gene Ontology annotation, molecular function: nucleic acid binding; zinc ion binding. NCBI's taxonomy places the organism in Eukaryota, Fungi, Ascomycota, Eurotiomycetes, Eurotiales, Aspergillaceae. The record is from RefSeq and is a predicted model, not a curated record. The transcript has 6 exons. Gene Ontology annotation, biological process: spliceosomal snRNP assembly; mRNA splicing, via spliceosome.
AUGCAGAAGUUCACGGAAACGCAGAACUGCACGGAACAGAAGUUCACGGAAAUAGGGGGUUUCAAGACAGGGGUCAAUACAAUCAUAACAUUGGAACAAACGGAACGGUCUCCUCCGCUGGGAGAGAUCCUUGUGACAAUCCAGCACAAUGAGAUCGAAAAUCCGGAACAUCAAGGUAGUGAUAUCUCUCAAAUCACAAACAGCCAAUAUCUGACAUCCUACAAUUGGCUUGGUGGGGACAAGGCUAGGAUCAUCAUUCCAGGUGAACCACCCAAGUGGACACCUCUAUCUGACCCGCGCACGCUCCCGGAAGACAAUGGUACAUAUUUCCGUGAUCGAAAUGCUGCACAAUAUCCCCCUUACCCUCUCGAGCCAAUGGUACAAGCAAUCCUGACUGACAAACCCGAGUUCCCUGUGACCGACGUGGACAUCAUUGCGUGCAACAAUACCCUGGGCCAGCUGCUACGUUUUGUACGUGGAGCUGGUAGUCCCUUUAGGAUGCUUGUUCAGGUACUCGGUAAGACCGUCUUCUUUAUCAGAAGGGAAAACUCGCCCACCGAAAUGAUCCCCGGUAUCCGUGGAUAUGGACAUACUUUCCUGGAAGCAUACACCACGUGGAAUGAUGGUGUGGGCGGAUCCACGUCCCACCAACGAGUGGUGAAGUACAAGUUUGCCGACAUGGAGUGCUUGAUCCGUUUUGUACCGGAUGGCUUCUUGCCUGACCUGGUUACGGAUACCGAGAAAGCCAAAGAAGAGCCUGUUCCCCAUUCCCAGGAAGAAAGUAUGAAUGCAGAGGAAAGUUUGGCGUCCAUCGAAGACAUAUCACUUUCGGAUGCUCUCUCGUACGCUACAGAAAUGGCACCUCAGAAGCUUGAGGUUGCAAUGCAAGGCCAGCGUAUCCCACAGUGUGCAGUCUUUGGCGUGAGGACUCGAUCUCGCGCUAAGAGGCGUUGCGAUGUUUUGAAGGAAGAAUUGCCCCGGUUGUGGCUUACGCAAAUUCCCAACUUCAUUAUCGCCAAUCAUACAAAUGGUCAAUUCAAAAACAUUCGGAUUCGCGACGUACGGGAUGCUGUAAAGCAGUGGGAGGAGAGCGAGCAACUGACUUUGCGCAAGUUUGCCAGCUUACUCCAAAUGAUUGUCGCAUUCGCUCGAAGCCUGGAGGAUGGAAGACUUGAAAUUGAGCGUGAGGAGAGUGUGCAAGUUUUAAAUCUGAGAGCACAAAGUGGAGUUGUCAACAGCGUCUUGUCCCCGGCUGUCGCAAGCAAGUGGACCGGCUCUGAUGAGGACAGCGACUACUGUGAUGUCUAUCUGACGCACGACUCGAUGAGCGUGCGCAAGGCGCAUAACUCCGGCCGAAACCACCUGAGGAACGUGGUGGAAUACUACCAACAGAUUGGCCAAGAAAAAGCCCAGUCCGUUAUCGACUCCAUCACCUCCUCCUACGCCGCAGAGGGCCAACAAGCCCCCAACAUGAUGGCCCCCGGCGCGUUCCCGCCUCCCUUCGGAUUCCCGGGACAACCGGGCAUGCCCCCUCCUCCCUUUGGUAUCCCUCCACCAGGCGCCCCCGGUGCUCCAGGCAUGCUACCUCGUAUGUCCCACCCAUUCCCAGUUCCACCCUACAUCCCCAGGACGAGAAACCGAUCACCGACCUACCCAGAACAAAACCAAGCUAAUCAACACCCCCACCCAACAGCCCCAGGAGCCCACGGUCUUCCCUUCCCACCUUUCCCUAACGCUGCCGGAACCCCACCAACAGGCGGCUUCCCACCGCCCCUCCCCAACAUGCCCCAGGGCGCAAACCUGCCGAUUCCUCCCCCAGGAGGCUUCCCUAACUUCCCCAUCCCUCCACCAGGUGCUGCGGGAUUCCCGCCUAUGCCUGGUCAGCCCGGUAUGGGCCCUGGCGGUCCGCAGAUUCCUACUGGCCCCCGUGGCUUGGAGGGGUAUCCUCCUCCCCCCGGAGGUGGGCCUCCCGGUGGGAUGGAUCAGCGGUGGUGA